AUGCAACCCCCCAUCGAAGUCGACCCCGACGAAACCGACUACCCCUCCACCGACUCCACCAGCACCUCUCUAGCCUCGUCCAUCCUCCAGUACGAAUACCGCCAUGGCCGACGAUACGCGCACGCCUCGUCCUCCUCACACUCCAUCCCCGCAACCGGCGGAACGUAUUACUUCCCCAACGACCAGCCCGAGCAAGACCGUCUGGACAUGAUCCACCACGUCUUCUACCGACUCCUCGGCGACCGGCUCUUCCUCGCACCGAUCGACCUGACAGGAAAACGCGUCCUCGAUAUCGGCACCGGCACAGGGACCUGGGCGCUCGACGUCGGCGACGCAUACCCGGGCGCCGAGGCCGUCGUGGGCGUCGAUAUCAGCCCCAUCCAGCCGGCGUGGGUGCCGCCCAACGUGAAGUUCUACGUAGAUGAUGUGGAGAAGCCCUGGGUGGAGAAUACGCCCUAUGAUUUCAUUCACUGUAGGUAUAUGGCGGGGUCGAUAAGGGACUGGGCCCGUUUGGUACGGCAGUGUUUUGAGAAUUUGGCCCCGGGAGGGUGGAUUGAGUUUCAUGAGACGGAGAAUACGUUGUACUCGGAUGAUGGGAGUCUGAAGGGGGAUGAGAGCUACAUGGUGAGGAUGAUGGAGGGGUUGAUGCGUGCGUGCGAUAUGAUCGGGCAGACGAUGGACCCGGCGCCGAGUAUUCGAAGGUGGGUGGAGGAGGCCGGGUUUGUGAAUGUGAGUGUCGAGAGGAUUAAGUUGCCUGUGGGCAGCUGGCCAAAGGAUCCGAGGCUGAAGGAGUGCGGGAGUCUGAUGAGGGUCAAUUUCGUUGAGGGCGUCGAUGCCUUCACGGCGGCGCUGUUUCCGGAGAUCCUGGGAUGGGAGAAGGAGCAAGUGCAGGCGUUGAAUGCGGGCGUCAGGAGAGAGGCGUUGGAUGGGAAUGUUCAUGCCAUAUUCGAUCUGUUGGUCGUGAAGGCGCAGAAGCCGUAG
This is a messenger RNA of Aspergillus melleus, 981 nucleotides long. RefSeq names its product class I SAM-dependent methyltransferase. The record is from RefSeq and is a predicted model, not a curated record. Gene Ontology annotation, molecular function: methyltransferase activity. The transcript has a single exon. Lineage: Eukaryota; Fungi; Ascomycota; Eurotiomycetes; Eurotiales; Aspergillaceae. The coding region runs from base 1 to 981 and encodes 326 amino acids.